AUACUUAAUAGUAAAUGAUUUUGCAGAAAUAUUUUUAGAAUCCCUCGCUACGCUCAUAUCCAAUUUUGUUGAAAUUCAAUAAAUCAACUGAAAUUUCUAAUAGGCCAGAGACUAGAGAAAUAUCGAAAAAUCUAAGCAAAUAUCAUGAAAAAACCUAAAUCAUAAAUAUCCCAGUACAUCGGCGAUUCCCUACACAAUUUUUACAACUUUUCCCCUCGUCUUAAUUUCCACCAAUAACAAAAGCACAAUUUUGAAUUACAAAUGGUUUCUAGAUGGAAUAACUGUGUGACAGCACCUGUCAGCAGUUUUUUGGAGUUAACCCGCGGCAAAACUUGACAGCUGUUCUCACCAAAAAUUACACUAACUUUCGAUAACAAUUAACUAUGAUCUCAUGAAAUUAUCUUGUCGAAUACCUACCAUUCGGUUUUAUAAUUUUUCCUGUGAAAUAAAUUAGAUGCCCUAUGAUAUUACGAGUUGUUUCCGCUUUGGUAAAUCAAGAUUGUCGACAUGGUCUUUAAUAAAAACGUUUGAGGAGGAAAGUUUUUUUCGAUGAAGCAAGUGGAAACGGCAUCGACUUGGAUGGAAUAAAAAGAUUCAAAAUCUUUAAUGUAAUAUGUGAUGAUCUUUCCCUAGGCCUAAGAACAAGAAUUGAAUGUUACGGAGAAGUAACAUGAACGUUAACCCAAAUGAGUUGUUAUGGAAAUAUGUGCAGAAAAUUCAAAAUAAUAAUCCUUCAUGCCAUAUCUCACUUUGAUUCAUUUCAAUGCAAUAUUUUUACUUUCAUCUUUUCAAAUUUCAGGUUCCGAACCAUCAACGUCUCAACAGCAGCCAACGUCUCAACAGCAGACAGAGUCCAUUACGCCUCGUAAACGUUAUGAAGAGCGUAAUGAUCGUAGACGUUAUACUCCUGAAGGAUCUGAAUAUCUCAGUCAGAGGUUGAGAAAUUUAAGACGUGCAAGCCGAAGAUCAAAUAGAAACCUCCUCCAAACUCUUGUGAAAAUUGCCCAGGAAUCUAACCUUGGAGAGGAUAAUUUAUGCUGGGAUAUGACUACUGCCUAUGUUUGUAGUCCGACGUGUGUCGUGCAUGGCAAAAGUAGGCAAGAAAUGAGAUUCGAAAAUCAGAGAAGAGCAUUUGUUCUGGAAAUGAGAAAACGCAGAGAAGACAGAGCUAGAAGAGCCGCAGCCGCAAGAAGAUUUGCCGAGGACUGCGAUGAAAUAGAACGAAUGCUGGAAAACCUGUCAAUCAGUAGCAACAUUGCUGGUAUAACAAGUAAACUGAAUUCUUUCAAAUUUAGCGAAGAAUGAAAUUAUCUUCGUUAAACAUUGUCAAUGUCAGCCGUCCGGAAGAAUAGGAAGAUCGGUUGCUACACUGCAUUUGUCCUCCCUGUAGGCAAGGCCGCCGCCAGACAUUUUGGCGCCCCCGCAAAAUAAAAUUUCGGCGCCCUUCUUUAUAGGUAAUACUCAAUAAAAAAGAACCUAUUUUUGGAUAUUGUAAGAAUAUUGUAGAUUUGGUUUUGAACAUGCACCGGUUCUUCGAUUUCCUCAGUUGAAUAUGGAUCUACAGCGACAAAAUAGGAGAUUUGAUGAAGUUUGUUUGAGGUUGCAAACCGUAAGAUUGGAAGAUACAGACAUGAUGGAUACCGAAUAGAUUAAUUAUUUCAAUUCAAUUCAAUUUUAUUCAAUGAAUGACCAAGCAGCUAGAAGCUCGAAAAAAAUUAUUGAAUUGAAAAGGUCUACUAUUAUUAUAUAUUAUAUUUAUUUGUAAAUAAUUCAUAUUUAGGUGCAAGGGUAUGUUCCCUAUAUUAUUAUGUGCUUGUGAUACUGUUAUGUAUGUGUAUUAUAAAUAAAUACAAAACCUAGACAUUUUAUGUGUUUUUUUUGUUAGGUAUAUUGUGAAACCUCACAGUAUCGAACGCAUUUUAAGAAACUGUGAUAAAAAAAGCUUUAAAAUAUGGUUAAGAAGGAAACAACAUAUCUGUAAACUGCAAUGCAAAAAAAACGCACAGUGAGAGAAACAUUGAAUAUAAUUCAGCUCAGCAUACAGCUACUUGAUUUUACAUCAAAAAAGGGGAAACAAUUACAAAAGAAGUCGAGGACAGGUUCAAGACUAUGAUAUGGUCGAAAACAAAAAAUGUUAUGCUCUGGCUUACGUUGAGGGUUCAUCUGAGCAGAUCAGAAGAACUAUUUUAUCGCUUGGUUCGAUCUGAUAACACCAACAGAAAGCUUCUCACAAAGGUGAAGAGUACGUACAACUCCAAAAGAAUGGUUCAGUAAUGUGGUCUACAAAAUUGGUUGCAAGGAUUGUCAAUCUACAGCUAGAAGAGCCGCAGCCGCAAGAAGAUUUGCCGAGGACUGCGAUGAAAUGGAACGAAUGCUGGAAAACCUGUCAAUCAGUAGCAACAUUGCUGGUAUAACAAGUAAAUUGAAUUCUUUCAAAUUUAGCGAAGAAUGAAAUUAUCUUCACUAAACAUUGUCAAAGUCACGAAAAAAAUUAUUGAGUUGAAAAGGUCUACUAUUAUUAUAUAUUAUAUUUAUUUGUAAAUAUUUCAUAUUUAGG
Messenger RNA from Harmonia axyridis, 2557 nucleotides. RefSeq lists its product as uncharacterized. NCBI's taxonomy places the organism in Eukaryota, Metazoa, Arthropoda, Insecta, Coleoptera, Coccinellidae. The transcript has 2 exons. Bases 736 to 1305 code for a protein of 189 amino acids. The record is from RefSeq and is a predicted model, not a curated record.